Molecule: messenger RNA, 2142 nt
Organism: Exophiala viscosa
Lineage: Eukaryota; Fungi; Ascomycota; Eurotiomycetes; Chaetothyriales; Herpotrichiellaceae
Product: Mob1/phocein
Exons: 2
Coding region: 252-1925 (557 amino acids)
Cellular component (GO): cytoplasm
Source: RefSeq, a predicted model, not a curated record
GUGAGGGCGGGCUCUUCAGUCUCACCGUGGACAACCUGCAACGUUGGAACCACUGGACGCGGCCUUCCGAACGUUGGGAACGUUGGUACUUGGUCAUUAAGUGGCUCUCGGGCCCUGUGGUCGCCCUUCCUCCAGAGGAGGACGACCUCUCGUUUGACGAAGAGGUGCUCCUGCCGUCCAUCGAGGGGCAGGGAUAGGUAUGCUUCGUUGUCGCACGCCCUCCCACUUCAUUACUGAUCACCACACAGGAAAUGGCUGCAGUAAGUGCGGCCCGGGCUGGCGUUUCGCCGUCAAGUUCACCACGACUGCCCUCUCCUCCUCCGAUCCCAGAAGUCCAAUUCGGCCCAAAAAGCCCUGGAAUGACCGACAUAUCUAAAGAACUCUCCCUCGACGCGCCGGGAAAGCCAGAUGAAGGCGCCGCGCGCAGAAUCAGACCGGGCACCAAGGCCGCGGAUAUGGCUUUGGGCCCUCCUCUUGUCCCUCUGAACCAGCUUGAUUCGCCCUUCCAACUUCAAGAACACCUCAAAGCGCUUUACUCUCACCUCACACACACUUCAGAAUCUACACAUACAAUUCCUAUUUCAAAAGAGACGGCGUUCCAGUUGGCAACCCCCCCACAGCUCAACGAACAUGAGUCUGUGGAUCGAAAUCUGUGGCUGUACGAGCUUUGCAGGUUCCUCACACAGAAGGCAAACAUGGUCUCGAUAUUCUUGAUGAACGACAAUCCUCCCUGUUCCUCCCAGACGUGUCCUGAAAUGCGAGCAAGUGAAUGGCAGUAUCUCUGUGCUGUCCACGAACCUCCAAAAUCUUGCUGCGCGAUCGACUACUGCAACCACACGCUCGACUGGGCCGCGAACGUCCUUACCAGUCCGAAACACUUUCCGUCCAGAUUGGCAUUGGGUGGUGAGGGUGGGAAUGUGCUCCAGAGUAUGCGCCAGCUCACAAACAUCUUCCGACGGGUAUAUCGCAUCUUCGCACAUGCUUGGUUCCAGCACCGCGAUGUUUUCUGGUCUGUGGAAGCUACUUACGGCCUUUACAUCCUGUUCAAGGUCGUGUGCGACGAGUAUCAUCUCAUUCCGGAGGACAGCUACACAAUACCACCAGAAGCAGAAGGGUUACCUGACACCCCCGAAGAUCGUAGCAAUACAUCGACCUCAGAAGCAGUCUCGCGAAUGCAGAUCUUGCGCAAGGACAACCCGAAUUCUCAGGACGAUAACACAUCCGCUGCUCCUUCCGACGCACCAACGACGACCACAAUCAGCACGGGUGCAACGACACGCCGGCACAAACACACACCGAGCACGGGGAGUCAUGUUGGAACUAUCGCCGAAGGUCACGAAGAAGAUGAAGAUCAUACGGCCAGUUUCGCACCGACAGAACCUUCAUCGACUGAGAGUGAACCAACAGACUCAAACACCCAGAAAACCGAUCCUUCACCAGAUCGACAAUUACCUAAACUAGACAUUGGUGCAACAGUACCCAAAUACGAGGCACGGGCACCUGAAGAUCCUACACCAACAGCGACAGCGGAAGAUGUCGACCCUCUUUCUGCGACCAAAACAGAAGUCAGAGAGAGCUCCCCGGAAGAGAUACAAACUCCAAUCACGGCGAGACAUGACGAAGGCAUUGAUGAAGACCGAGUAAUGUCACCUUCUGGAGGCAGCAUUAGAACUGGUGGUCCAGACGUACUGAAAGCAAUACUUGGACACAUUGAUGAUUUGGAUGACGAGGAUAUUCAGCUUGGUAGUCCGAUCACUCAAGGACGUACAAGUCCAGAGAAGAGUACAAGUCCAAGCAAGAAGGAGGAAGCAGAAGCCAGCAGAAUCAAAGUCGAGGUGGAGGAGACGACGGACGACGAUGAUGACGCAGAACAAGAACAGAGCGCUGAGCAGGCAGACCAAGCGCAGGAGAAGAAAGAUGAAUAGAGAUAGUCACCUCGGCUAUUCCGCUGCACUGUGAACGAAGUAUUGAGCUCAUCACAUUGAAGUCGAGGUCACAACAGACCAGGAAUGCAACAUCACAGUUGUGCAGAGAGUACAGAUCUCCAACUGCUUGGAUGUGCAUGGAAUAGUUCUCCUGAGGAAGGAGAUGAAAUCAGGUCUUACAAUGACAGGAUUCAGCAGCCACCUGCAAAUAAUAAAA